AUGAGUGUGCGCGGCUGGUGCCAUUACUGCCCGUCCUUGCAGGAGGAGAGGACGGUGCGGGACCGCAACCUCCUGCAGGUGCAGGAGCACGAGCAGCCCAUCGUGUGGAAGGUGCAGUUCAGCCUGGGCAACAGCAGCCAGCUCAGCAACCAGUGCAGGAAUUCGGUCCAGGGGAAGCUCCUCAUCACGGAUGAGCUGGGCUACAUCUGUGAGCGGAAGGACCUGCUGGUCAAUGGCUGCUGUAAUGUGAACGUGCCCAGUACGAAGCUGCACAACUGCGAGAGCUGCCUCCCGAACGGCUGCUGCAGCGUGUACGAGCACUGCGUCUCCUGCUGCCUGCAGCCCAGCAAGCAACAUCUCCUGGAACGUUUCUUGAACCGGGCAGCUAUAGCUUUCCAGAACCUCUUCAUGGCAGUGGAAGAUCGCUUUGAGUUGUGUCUGGCAAAAUGUAGAACUUCAUCACAGAGCGUGCAGCAUGAAAACACCUAUAGAGAUCCUAUUGCAAAGUACUGCUACGGCGAGUAUCCCCCAGAGCUUCUGCCUGUUUGAAAGCUGCAUGAUCUGAGCAACAAGGGGAAGGAGCUGGAGACUGGAAGCCAAAAGAGCAAGGCAACAACUGUAGCUUUACAAGAGCUUCAGUGUGAACGGUCUGUGAUGUUUUCAGGGACAAACCCAGAACUGGACAGUGUAAGGAAGGGACUUGAAUUCUCUGGGACUGAAUUUUGCUCUCUUCAGUUGUUACACGACGGCUUUAGAGGAUUAGCAGGACAUUUGAAUACUGA
This is a messenger RNA of Tinamus guttatus (white-throated tinamou), 782 nucleotides long. Lineage: Eukaryota; Metazoa; Chordata; Aves; Tinamiformes; Tinamidae. The record is from RefSeq and is a predicted model, not a curated record.